Molecule: messenger RNA, 2922 nt
Organism: Hyla sarda
Lineage: Eukaryota; Metazoa; Chordata; Amphibia; Anura; Hylidae
Product: ZW10 interactor-like
Exons: 10
Coding region: 16-1281 (421 amino acids)
Biological process (GO): mitotic cell cycle checkpoint signaling; mitotic sister chromatid segregation; establishment of localization in cell
Cellular component (GO): nuclear body; kinetochore; dendrite
Source: RefSeq, a predicted model, not a curated record
UCUGCCUCCACCAACAUGGCGUCUGCAACAGCUAGGCGUCGUUUCCAAGGCAACACACGCAACGUCUGCUGGGUAGAGGCGGGGCCUAUCCGUGCUAUGGCCAAUAAGGUUGCAGAUCUGUCAGAGGAGCGGACCACUAGCAUUCGUAGUUUGGGAGCGGGAAUCCGUGACGGGAUGGAGGGGAAUGCGCAGCGGCUUUUGGAUUCGCUCUCAAACACCCCUUAUCUGGAUGUGCGGCGUAAAGAGGAAGGCGAUGGCGAGAUCCCAGCGAAUGUCCUGGUGGAGUAUUCCAUGGGGAGACGCAGGAAGCAGAAGAUGCUGGGCAGCCAACUGCAAGUCCUGCGCUUCCUUCUAGAGUUCCUGCAAGAAGCAGACACUGCCAACUGGGAAGACACUAGCCCCGAGAUCCUGAAUCAAGAGGUAGAAGAGGUAAAAAAGAAGUGGAAGUCUCUUAAAUGUGAGUACCAGGAGAAGGUGGUUGAGGUAGAGGAGACUAUCCCACUGCUCCUGGAGAAGAUUCAGCUUAUACAUGACAAGAAGACUGAGCUGGAGGAAGCUCUGCACCGGUACCAGGCUCAGAAAGUGAUUGCAGAGGAGAAGGCGAAGGAGAGACAGCAGCAUUUGCAGGAAGUUUUCCAAAAGCAGCAGCUGGUGGUACAGAAAUGUCAGAUCCAGAUAGAGCAGCUGAAGGGGGAGAUACAGAAACUGGAGCAGUCGGUGGAGUGCUGGAUACAGGCUGUGCACAGCGACUCCACACUUGCAGGUCUCCUAAAUAAUCUGGAGGGAGUGACACUGGUCUCGGCUGAGGAGAAGGAACUUGUUCUAGAUUUAAAUGUCUGUAAGGAAACGGAGAUCUCUCCAUUACGAGUCACCCUGCACUGGACAUCUGAGGAAGAAAUUAAGGUGGAGACAGAAGACCCAAUGCCAAGGCUACCCACAGAACUGCAAUGCGGAGCUACAUCUCAUAUCAUUCCCAUCAUCCUGGAGCUGCAGUCUUGGUACCAGAGCCAUGCCAGACUACUGAAGGAGAUGAAAGACCUGCAAGAGCGGUUCACCAUUGACUGGCUCCCAACGCAGAUGAAGCUUCUGUUUUUUAAAGGGGAUAAGCAGCAUACCCUGGUGAUUGAGCCUGGAUACCCGAUGAGCGGAGGCGUCCGACUGCUGUCUGGGAAGGGAGCAGAACCAUGUAACACCGCAGACAACUUCAAGCCUCCUGUUGAGAACCCAUCAGUAAGCGACUGGCUUGAAUACCUACAGAGCUCCCCGGAGUCCAGCACCUGAUAACCUCCCCGGAAUACAUCAGAAUCAGCACUUUAUAGAGAUUUCUGUACCAUAACAUCACUAAUGGCCCAGGCCUCGAAUCAGGAGUCCAAGGUUCUUCUUCACUCUGUAUCACUAGUAGCUGGAAGAUCUGACGUUACGGCGCAUAUAAAGGCUCUUGUCUCAUUUAUCGCUUCAAUAAAUCUCAUUUGGCUUUCCACAGACUGAGCAGAACAGCACAACUGGGCAGUAAGAUGGCCGAUCUGCUCCCAGUGCAUUGUUCUGCUUCAGAAAACACAAGGAGCGGGAGGGCAAGGGUUUUAUUGACACAGGUUGCGCCAGCUUUCCUGACCCAUAAUGGAACCUGUGCCAGGCAGAACUUUCAUGGCCCAUGUUACACACACAAUUCGCCUGGAUGAUCAAACAGCAUGUGACCACUCAGCUGAUUUCCUUAGUUCAUUACUACAGCGGCCCCCCAUUAAAAAAAAAAAAAAAAAAGUGUGAAUUUGACUGACACGUAGGAUUUAAUCCAGCACCGGGGAGCGAUCUCGCACAAAUUGGAUUACAGGUUGUAAAGAUGGAGGAGGUGAAGGCUGAGAUUAAAUCCACACGCACUUCACAUAAGAGAAAGCAACCCCCUCGGGGGAGAUGUGCCUCUUCUGAUGAAAGCGUUUGGAGUAUUCCCAAUCCCGAUUAUUACGGAAUUAGUGAACCAGUUUUUCCUUCUUUUGUCACUGAUCGGCCUCUGUUUUAUUGCUUUACUUUAUUGCUGCAUUCCCGGUCUGGACUAAUUCAAUAAAAGAAGAAUAAAAUGCAGUAGAUAGGGGCGGAUAACUGUGUAUAGAUGUAGCACGGUGUCAAAUUGCAGUGAUUUAUACAAGGCUAUAGCUUAGCACAGUGUUUCACCAACCAGGGUGCCUCCAGCUGUUGCAAAACUACAACUCCCAGCAUGCCCGGACAGCCAACGGCUGUCCGGGCAUGCUGCGAGUUGUAGUUUUGCAACAGCUGUAGACACACUGGGCAACACUGCCCUAUGGUAUAGUAAAUGUGAGAGUUUCUGUCAGGUUUUUGGAGCAUCCUGGGAGUUGUAGUUUUGCAACAGCUGAAGGCAUCCUGGUUGCUAAAACUCUGAUGUAGAGAUUUUUGUGCUUACCUGUUUUAGCUGAUGUGGCAGGCACGGGAUAGACUCAAUUUUGAAUGUAAACUCCUUACAUCCCUUGAAUCCUCUAGCCUUGCAGAAAGAGGGUGUGGUGUCUCAUGCUGGGAGUUGUAGUUAGGUAGGAAAAAUAAUGUAGCCGUGUUAUAGUUGCGUAAAACCAGCCUGAGGCCUCCAUAACCUAUUUAUUUUUUGUUUAAAAAAACUAAAACAAACAAUAAUUAAAAUUUAAUUUUGGUUUUAAAUGCAUGUGUUAAUUUGUUACGUUUGCUUCAUUAUUUUUUUUAGUCAUAUAAAAAUAAUAAAAAAAAAAAAAAACUAUGGGGAAAAUAUUGAAAAGAAAUAAAUAAUAAUUAUAAAAAAAAAACUCCACAAGCUUUAUGCUACUAUUUUUCUUUCAGUAACAAAUGAACAACCCAAAAUAACAUUUGAUUACUAUUGGUUUUAACCGGGACCUAAAUGUACUGUACAUUUUACAAUAAAAUAUUUUGUCUGUGUUUAAAUCG